Messenger RNA from Acanthoscelides obtectus, 183 nucleotides. NCBI's taxonomy places the organism in Eukaryota, Metazoa, Arthropoda, Insecta, Coleoptera, Chrysomelidae. The record is from the annotation of a GenBank genome assembly.
CCUAAGAAGGACCAAUGUAAUGAUUGUUUUUCAUAUAAGUACAAUAACAUUGAUGAUGAAAAAUAUAGAGUUCACAUUGCAAACAAAGGUAAAGCAAACGAAAAUGAAGCAAAUGAAAAUAAAGCAAAAGAUCACGAUCUUAUAGAAAACCGCUCAUGUAUUGUGAUGAGAAUGGACUUACAG